ACGUCAGUAACCAAUAAGAGUCGAGAAGGUAGUUCAGCAAUAAUGGCUGCCGUGAGUAGUGGUCGUGUAACGAUGAAUUCACAAAACGAAACGCAAAUCGGGUCCAUGGACCGUUUAAAAAGACUUUAUCCCGCGGUAAACGAGUCAAAGACACCCUUGCCGAGGGCCUGGAGCACCAAGGAAAAAUUUAACUUUAUAGGCCUGUCCCAAGGAAAUCUGCGUGUCCACUACAAAGGGCAUGGCAAUUCUCACAAGGACGCGGCCAGUAUUCAAGCAACCCAUCCGAUUCCAGCUGCUUGUGGCCUCUACUAUUUUGAAGUGAAGAUCGUCAGCAAAGGACGAGAUGGCUAUAUGGGUAUUGGGUUGUCUGCCCAAGGGGUUAAUUUGAACAGAUUACCUGGUUGGGACAAGCAAUCGUACGGUUACCACGGGGACGACGGUCACUCCUUCUGUUCUUCCGGUACUGGUCAGCCCUACGGUCCAACCUUCACCACCGGUGACGUCAUCGGCUGUGGAGUUAAUUUAAUCGAUAACACGUGUUUCUACACGAAAAAUGGUCAUCAUUUGGGUACUGCCUUUCAUAAUCUACCUCCGAAUCUAUACCCCACAGUUGGUCUACAAACACCCGGUGAAGUAAUAGACGCGAAUUUUGGCCAAGAACCCUUCGUGUUCGAUAUUGAAGAUAUGAUGAGAGAACUGAGGGCUCGGACCAAACAGGAAAUCAAAGAUUUCCCCUCUACUGGUAACCAGUCCGUAUGGCAGGCCAUACUGAAUAAGAUGGUGUCAACCUACUUGGUUCACCAUGGGUAUUGCAACACUGCCGAAGCUUUUGCCCAAAUAACCAAUCAGCCCUUUACCGAGGAUAUUCAUUCUAUAAAAAAUCGACAAAAAAUAUUAAAAUUAGUACUGGCCGGUCGUAUGGGCGAAGCUAUUGAGAGAACCAGCAGAUUAUACCCAGGACUAUUGGAAAAUAACCAAAAUCUCUUGUUUAUGUUAAAAUGUCGUCAAUUUGUGGAAAUGGUAAAUGGCUCGGAUAUUGAAGUUUGUCAUAGAAAAUGCAGCACUGGAAUACUAUCGUCGCCACGUCCAACAAGCCCUAUUCAAACUUCAGUGAUCCAGUCCACCAAGGGAUUAACUACAGGAAAAUCUAACAAUAAACCUACGGUUGAAGAAAUGAACGAAACAAAUAACUCACAUAAUGGCACCUGCUCGACACCAAUCGUGAUUCAAAAUGAUGACGAUAGAAUGGACAUUGAUGACUGUACAAACGGCCAAAGCGAAAAUUGCCCCAAUAUAUCAGAUUGUCCUAAUAUACAGGAUUGUCAAAACGGUAAAGAAUGCCAAAACGGAUCAGGAGAUAACUAUUCAAACAACGGAGAAACAUUAAAUGGAUAUCAAAAUGGCCAGGGUCAUUGCAAUAAUACAGACAAACCGGAAGCCGAGGAUAGUACGAAUUGUUGUGAUAACGAAGACGAAAUGGAUAUAGAUAUACCAGUAUGUAGAAAGUCUUGUUCAAAACCAGCAGUAGAACGAAUAUUAGAAUUCGGUAGGGAGCUUUAUAGUAUGAGCCAAAAAUUAAAGACAGAUAAAUCGACGAAGCAGCAUAAUCAACACAUGUUGGAAGAUGCAUUUAGUUUAUUAGCGUAUUCAAAUCCAUGGGCGAGUCCUGUGGGGUGGCAGCUCGACUCCUCACAAAGAGAGUCAGUAUGUGCACAACUAAAUUCUGCCAUUUUAGAAUCAAAUAAUAAACCGCGAAAACCUCCCUUAGAAGUAGCUAUGGCGCACGCGCACGAACUCUCUCGACUGAUGUCAGUGAACGGAUUGGGUGCAUGCGCUUUCGCCUCGGUGUCCGAUAUCUUGGAGCAGGACGGGCCCGAUCAGUGACCCCUCCGUUGGUCCCCCCCAGUCCUGUAUAGACGAGGGGUAUUUAAUGUCGGUCGGUAAAGCGGCGAUGCUUUAUCGGUGACUGUAUGAGUUCGGGUAUUUUCUUUUCUGAGGUUUCGCGAGUGGUGAGUUUGGGCGAAUCGGACAGGUGUCAAAUAUCAUUAAUAUAAAUUAUUACGCGUUAGAAAAACAUCUUUAAUCUACGACUUUCCCCGAUUGCUUUUAGUUAAUUUUAAAUCGGUCACCGUUAUCUAAUGAAAUGGUAGGUAAACAUUUUUAUCUAUUUUUUUGUUGGGAAUAAUAGACAUAUGCAUUCCUAUUAGGGUACCGUUAUGAAUUAAUUUAUUAAUAAUUAUUUUAAAAAUCAUAAUUCAUUUUAAAAUUCAUCAUUACUAUCAUAAUUAAUUGACAACAUUUUUAUUUUAAAACCUACCUAGGGAAAAUGUUGAUUUUUUUAAAAUUUGACGAUAAAAGUAUUUGACUUCAAUUUUCUUUAAUUUUUAUUUAGAUCAGGAAAAGUGUCCUGCGUGUCUACUUGUGUAUUGAAUCAUGAAAUUUUAACUAUACUUUCUACAAAAGAAAAAAAUAUUGUUUUAAUUAACUAAUUAAAAGCUGCCUGCCCAAAUUAAAUCAUAAAUUUUUAAAAUGAUACCAAGCUUUUACAAUAAAAAUGCUUUAAAAUAGAAGAAAUCAAUUCAAAAUAUAUAAUAUGUAUGUAUGUACAAGAAAACUGUAUAAAACCUUGAAAGAGAAGAAAUUAAACAAAAAUGUAAUACUUUCUUUAAUAAUUUUUUUUUUGCGAAUAAAUUAAGAUUAUGGUUAAAUAACUAAAUAAUUAAAAAAUUUUAAAUUCAAAUAUUAUUAUAGCAGUUCAUCAUAAUAUGAUGUAUUUAUACAUAUGAUGUAAAUUGGAAAUGCUCCGUUCCUAUGGGAGAUGAGCCUUAUCUUUUGAGACUCUUUUUUUUUGUAUCUCUGUUACUAUUUAAAAUUAAAAAAAAGUAAAAAACAGUUUUUAUUGGGUUUUUUUCCACAGAACACGGAUAUGUUUUAUUGUAGUGUUUUAGAAUUUUGAGAUAAAAAAAUAAACUUUGAAUUCCCGUGAGAAAUGUAACACACUGCACAUCAGAUAAGUGAGUCCAGUAUACUAUCCAGGACCCACUUAUCUGAUGCGCAAUACUUUUUAUCAGAAUUAUAUGAAAGAAAAAGAAUCUCAUUUACAAGGAGAGCAUUUCUCUUCCUUUUAUAAGUUCUUAUGGGAAGUACACGAACCCCGGCCAUAUCUGGCAAUGUAUCAUUA
Messenger RNA from Anthonomus grandis grandis, 3181 nucleotides. It is a transcript of the gene RanBPM, whose product is annotated as ran-binding protein 9. Gene Ontology annotation, cellular component: cytoplasm. NCBI's taxonomy places the organism in Eukaryota, Metazoa, Arthropoda, Insecta, Coleoptera, Curculionidae. The coding region runs from base 43 to 1884 and encodes 613 amino acids. The transcript is spliced from 12 exons. The record is from RefSeq and is a predicted model, not a curated record. Gene Ontology annotation, molecular function: protein binding. Gene Ontology annotation, biological process: cytoskeleton organization; cell surface receptor signaling pathway.